UGUUCCAGCGAGCACCAGCUGCUCGGCACUCCGGGCUCCGCUGCUCCGCUCCGCGCCCCGCCGGCCUCCCCGCCGCUCCAACUUUUACACCCUCUGCUCCCUCAUCCCCUGCUCCUGCCCCCGGAGCUGGGAAGGGACAGACGGAAGCGGGGAGGGGAAAAAGAAAAAAAAAAAAAAAUUAGAAGGCACCGACAAUAACAGCCCCCCCUCCCCCUCCCCAUUCAAAAACACAACAUAAACCCCAGGGAUAGAUGAACUACAAAUGAGAAAGAGGAAAAGAUGGAACUGCACAUCCUAGAGCACAGGCUCAGAGUGGCCAGCAUAGCCAAGGAGAGCAUCCAGUUGUUUACCUAUGGAUUAAUCAAACUUGCUUUCCUGUCCUCUAAGACGAGAUGCAAGUUCUUCAGCCUCACAGAAACCCCUGAGGACUACACCAUCAUUGUGGAUGAAGAGGGCUUCCUAGAGCUUCCUUCCUCGGAACACUUGAGCGUGGCCGAUGCAACAUGGCUUGCCCUCAACGUGGUGUCUGGUGGAGGUGGCUUCUCCAGCUCCCAGCCCAUCGGAGUGACCAAAAUUGCCAAGUCAGUCAUAGCACCCCUAGCUGACCAAAACAUCUCAGUGUUUAUGCUCUCCACCUAUCAGACGGACUUCAUCCUGGUGCGUGAGCGAGACCUGCCCUUCGUGAUGCACACGCUGGCUGCCGAGUUCACCAUCCUCAGAGUAGUGAAUGGGGAGACAGUGGCUGCUGAUGACUUUGGGGUAACAAAUGGAUUUGUCAAACCAAAACUAGUUCAGAGGCCUGUCAUUCAUCCUCUUUCCAGCCCAAGUAAUAUGUUCUGUGUCACCAGCCUGGAUCCAGAUACCCUUCCCACUGUUGCUACACUCCUGAUGGAUGUCAUGUUUUACUCCAAUGGAGUAAAAGACUCAGUGGUGGGCAACGAAGACUCGGGACAUAUUCGCUUUUUCUCCUUUUCUCUCAUUGAGGGUUACAUCUCCCUGGUCAUGGAUGUCCAGACACAGCAGAGAUUUCCUAAUAAUUUGUUGUUUACAAGUGCAUCUGGUGAGCUCUGGAAGAUGGUGAGGAUUGGUGGGCAGCCUCUUGGCUUUGAUGAAUGUGGAAUUGUCGCUCAGAUUUCUGAGCCUUUGGCUGCAGCUGACAUCCCAGCCUACUACAUCAGUACUUUUAAGUUUGAUCACGCCUUGGUACCUGAAGAAAAUAUAAAUGGUGUGGUCAAUGCACUCCAAGUCAGUCAAGCUGAAAAGCAUUAGAAAUCUUCUGAGCUGGUUCCAGAUGCUUUUUAUUAUUCUAAUAAUAAUAAUUAUUAUUAUUAUUCUUUUUUUCUCACAGUAUUUCUUGAAAAAUCUGAUUACAGAGAGUGACAUGAAAAGAGACUGUGGAAAGUUGAGCAGAAACAGCUCCAAUAAGCCUUUGUUUUAAUUAUUAUUAUUAUUGUUAUUAUUAUUAUUAUUAUUGUUAUUUUAUUAAAUUUAUGAAUGAGGGGCAGGAGGAAAGGGAGUUUGUAUGGUUUCCUGAUGUUCAGCUCCAAGGUGAAGUGAACCCUGGCUGUGCUCAGUGUGGAAGGAGCUGCCUGGGGGACACCCAGGGACACCCAGCACAGAUGGCCCUGGGCACACUGUGAGAGCAGUGAGGUGGCUCAAGAGCAGAUGGACAGACUGCUGCCUCAGAGAGCCCUGAAAACCAGAAACAAAGUGAAAUAUGGAAUUAAACAGAAAAGACCUGGCAUAGUACUGGCUUGUCUCCUUGCAUCAGACUUCUGAGGACUGUCCAUCACUGCCUGUGUUGAGAUAGGAUGCAAAGGGUUCUGUUUCUCUUGACAGAACAAUUUGGUGUUGGAAAAGAGGAAAAUAUCCAAUUGUUUGACACUUCCCCUUUUUCUUUCUCCCUGCAGUCAAAGCCUGGCUGCUCUGAGAAAGCCUGGGCAGGGGGAGCCCAGCUCUGGCCAGCUCCUGGCAGUGGUGUCACCCAGACUUGGUCUGCAUUGAAACUUGGCUGCUUUGGGUCAGUUUUUUCCAGUCCCUCCCUCACUGCUCUGAGUAUUCUCCUGCCUUCUCCCCUGCUCCAGGAGUGCUGUUGUCCCCUUGGCCCACAUCAGAGCCUUCCCCCAGCCCUUGUUGUUCCUCAGGGCCUGCAAGAGGAGGAAGGCCUCUUUUCUCCUGUCCCCUCAGGCUUUUCCCAUCCAGUGUGCACUCAAGGGGAAAUAAAGGAUUGCCCAGGGUCCCUGGGUAGCUGCUCUUGCACAUCCAGGCCACCUUGGCCAAGAGCCACAACUCUGCCAGGGCCAGGAGGUGCCUGAGUCUUGUGGGGACCCUCCUGCAGUUUUUCAUCACACAGGUGGAAAUUGCUGCUGACUGGGGAAAGCAGAAUGGUGCUGAAAAUGCCUCAAACCUGCUGGCAUCUGCUCCUGCACAGAAGAUGAUGGGGUUUUUCCCAUGGGGAAGCAGCAGUGUGUUUUCUUCUGGCUUGUACCACGGCUGAGGGCCAGCAGGAGCCUGGCACCAAGGCCCACAGUGGCACCUGUGUCCUGCUGGUGCCCUGGCCACUGCCAGCACUGUGCAGGACAGCAGAGAACAGUGCUGGGACAGAAGUGUUACCCAGGGUGUGGGUGCCAGCACUCUGCCCCACUGUGACCAUGCAGAAGGGCUGCUGAGAGGAGGAGCUGCCUGCAGAGGACCUUGCUGCUGUGAUAACCAGCCCCAGUUUAUCUUGCAUUUCUUACCUUCUUCCACUUCAGGCUUGACAUAAAGAAUUUGCAGAUCUUGCUGUUUUCCUGAGGGCUUUCCAGCCAUGCUUCAGAGACAGCCCCUGGCAGGAUUGCCCUGAGGCUGUGCCAUAUCCAGCUGUGAGCCAGGGUUUUGCACUCAUCUGGAGGCAGUAAGCAAACAGCUGGGAUCAUGCCAUGGGCAUGGUUUUACUGGUGUGUAGGACAAGCAAACACACACACAGACACAGCUGCUUGAUUAGUUCUGCAUUCACAGUACUGGAGGGCCAAGUAGUUAUGGUUUCUGAUGCUGCUGGAUUCAAACUGAGUUUCAAAUCUGAUUUUUCACCAGUGGGAUGUUAUGUGGCAUCUAGACAAGGAGUAAGAGCAUCCUUGGGAAAAAGCAUGGAUGAGUUUCCUUGGCUGGCCCUACAGGAGCUGAAGCAUCCCUGCUGAGGAGCACUGAGGCACACGUUCAGUGCUUUACCAAACAGGAUGUCCUGCUGUUCCUUACGUGGGUUUUCACAAUUGCCCCAUGAUAUGUUGAUAUUCACUCCAGAUUUCUGGACUAAAGGUUUGUUCUAGAUGUGGCACUGUGCAUCUCUGGGUGUUUGUUUGGAAAGGUGCUUUGCUCUCCUGCCAAGGACACAGGCACAGGCUGUCAGUGCAGUGCUGAACACAUCUGGAGGUGUUUGCUGUGGCUCUGCCCAGUGCUGUGGGCACUGAGCUGGGCUGGCAGCAAGGCCAGUGGUGGCUUCUCACCCCAGAUGUUGUCAGAGGGUUUCUCCUUGGCAUGGCAGAUUGGCAGCAUGGCUGGGGAAGGGAUGUUGAGUUGCUGUUCAGCUGCUGAGUUGCCAGCCAAGUUUCUGCUCAGCUGAGUUGAGUCUGAGCUUUUGCUGUGUGCAGGGAUGGUGUCACCAUGCCAGAGCCAUCAGGACAGGUUUUCCUUCUGCUCUGGGGUUCUGUCAGCCUUUGGGAAAUGCCAGUUUUGGCUUCAGAGAGUACCAAGUGUUGCUGUGCAUGUGCCAGUGCUGCUUCCAAAGGACUUCAGCAUGGAUGGGAAGGAACUGACUUGAAACAAGCAACAAAUUUACUGAGCCUUAAAUGAAAGAAAAAAAAAGGUUUAAUUUUCUAACAUUGCACUCAGGCUAUUGUAGAGGCUGAAAUUUAUUUUUUUUCCCAAGGGAAUCAGCCUUAUAUUUGUGAAAUCUGUAGAAAGUGCUAUGGUAUUUCAAACCUCCCAAAGGAAAGUUGAUGUCCCAACAUAGAAGAGUUGGCCUGAAAAAUUCACAGGGUGUAAAAUGACAUUGAGGGACUCUGACACUGCCACCAUCCUUGGCUUCACCUUUUUAUUUCCUUGUAUUGUUUUGUCCUGACAUCCAAGAAAAUUGUUUCAGACAACUUGAUGCUUUCCCUUUAGUGUCCCUUUCAUAUUUUUUCUGGUGGGAACUGAGAUACUCCAACUGUGGCCAUCAUUGGUGGAACCUUGUCCCUGCAGCAGCCUGCAGUCAGGAUCAGUGCAAUCUUGCACAGCAGUGCUGCAUGUGAGACCUGCACUGCAGGAAGGGCUCUGUGGGGGCUUUGUUAAAUAUUUUCAUAGUAAUAAUAAUCUCACCACACUAUUGACACCCCAGUGCUGAGUGAACCCAAUGUAGGGGGGGCUCUUAAAGCUGCUCCACAGUUCCCCUCUCUCAGCACCCAACCUUUGGGGUGGGGAAGAAGUUGAAGAGUCUUUUCCUUUUUUUCCUUAUGAUAAUACAUCUGAGUAUCCCUGACAUUUUGCUGUUCAGUACUGUGUGGAUAAAGGAGGAACAUGUCUCAGGGGGCACCCUUGGGCUGGGUGCCUGGAUUACCUGCAGCUGCCAGUGCUGCCCUCAGCAUCCCUGUUCACUCUCUGGGCAGUUCCACCUGGCCAUGGCUGCUCUAAUGAGGGAUUACCUCAAUGCUGCAGGGCCCUCCCUGUGCCCUCUCCUCUCUGGUUGCACAAAAUUCACCAAACAGCAAAAUGCAGAAGUGUUUCCAGCCCUGCAGGAAGGGGUAGGCAGGGGAGGAGAGCAUGGCCUUCAUGCAUCCUCCUUCUUUCUCCAAGGCCUUUAUUUUCUUAGAAGCCUCAAUCUUUCCAAGCUGUGUUAUUAAAUAGGGUUUUGUCUUUCUCCUUCAACCCAAUUAGAA
Messenger RNA from Camarhynchus parvulus, 4892 nucleotides. It is a transcript of the gene CASTOR2, whose product is annotated as cytosolic arginine sensor for mTORC1 subunit 2. Lineage: Eukaryota; Metazoa; Chordata; Aves; Passeriformes; Thraupidae. Bases 280 to 1269 code for a protein of 329 amino acids. Gene Ontology annotation, biological process: cellular response to L-arginine; negative regulation of TORC1 signaling. Gene Ontology annotation, cellular component: cytosol. The transcript is spliced from 9 exons. The record is from RefSeq and is a predicted model, not a curated record.